AUGGUCAGAGGAACAGGCAAGUUCAAGACCAAGCGUGGCGGCGGAAGGAAUUUCAGCAAACACCUUGAAAUUGAUGAGAACGGAACUGCUGUAUCACUUGAUAAACGAUGGGCUCCUCGUGGUCAAGAGGGCGAGGCCGACUCAGAUGAGGACAACGAAUUGGAGGAGGAGGAAGAGGAGGAAGAUGAUGAAGAAGAAGAGGGAGAGGGAGAAGAGGCCAGCGGCAGUGCCGCACAGCCUGAGCUAAGUCGUGCUGAGCGAAAGGCGCUCAAGAAGAAACAAUUGGAGCAGAAACAGCCGGAGGGAGAGGACGAAGCAGAUGCAGAUCUAAUAAACCCUAAUCAUGUCGAGAAGAAGAUGAACAUAUCUGAUCUUGGUGCACCCCGAGAGCUAACCCGUAGAGAAAGGGAGGCAAAGGAGAAACAAGAAGCCAAGGAUCGCUACUGGAAGCUACAUCUUGCUGGCAAGACCGAUGAAGCAAAGUCUGAUCUCGCUCGUCUCCGAAAGAUCAAAGAGGAGCGCGAGGCUGCUCAAGCCAAGAGGAAGGCUGAAGCUGAAGCAAAGGCCGCAGAGAUAGAGGCCAAACGCAAGGCAGCCGAGAAGAAACGUACUUGA
Messenger RNA from Suillus clintonianus, 615 nucleotides. RefSeq names its product casein kinase substrate phosphoprotein PP28-domain-containing protein. Lineage: Eukaryota; Fungi; Basidiomycota; Agaricomycetes; Boletales; Suillaceae. Gene Ontology annotation, molecular function: RNA binding. The record is from RefSeq and is a predicted model, not a curated record. Bases 1 to 615 code for a protein of 204 amino acids. The transcript is spliced from 7 exons. Gene Ontology annotation, cellular component: cytosol.